AUGGUAGAAUCUUCACAAAAUGCUAUUAAUUUAAUUAAAAAACAAUCGGUUUCGAUUAGCAAGUUCUUAGAAAAUGACAAGUUGAUGGAAUCAUUGAAAUGUUAUUCCCUUGUCUUGAACCAAUUGAGGUUGGGCCAUCUGAAGCCAAAACAGUACUAUGAGCUAUAUCUAGCGGUUUUCGACUCUUUGUCCAUUCUAAAAAGUUAUCUUUAUAGUAAUUUUAUUAGUAUUGAUAGUAAUGCCAACAAGAUCAACCAACUACAAGAUCUGUAUGAGUUAGUACAAUACUCAGGCAACGUGCUGCCAAGACUGUAUCUGAUGAUAACUGUCGGAUCAGUAAUACUGGCUUCAAACGACGAAUCAACACCUUCUCGGGAAUUAUUGAAAGAUAUGAUAGAAAUGUCAAGAGGUAUACAAAAUCCAACAAGAGGCUUAUUCUUACGCUAUUAUUUGUCACAGAUGACAAAUGACUAUUUUAAUAACAAUCAUCCGUCCACAAAGGAAGACCUACUCUUUGAUUUAGAGUUUAAUUUUAAUAAUUUCACAGAAAUGAAUAAGCUGUGGGUACGUCUACAACAUCAGGGUCCUUUAAGAGAAAGGGAUUUACGUUCACAAGAAAGAAUUGAUUUGAAAAUUUUAAUUGGUUCACAAUUAGUUAAAUUAUCACAACUAAUUGAUGCAAAUAACUGGGAUAUUUAUAACGAUGUUUUUUUGAAAAAUUUCUUACUACAAUUGAUUCAAUGUAAUGAUAAAAUUUCACAAGAAUAUUUGUUCGAUGUUUUAUUCCAAAUUUUCCCUUUAAAUUUUCAUCUGAAAUCUUUAAAUUCUUAUUUGAAAACUUUACCAGAUUUGAAUUCUUCUGUUUCAAUUGAUUUGAUAUUUAAAAAUUUAAUUUCAAAAUUUAUCAUCUCUAAAGAUGAAAUUGAAAAGAACUCAUUGGAUUUCACAAUGGAAUUAUUCAACUUCGUUGAUCAAUUCUUAUCUGAAAAUAAGGAUUACCCAAUUGAAAACUUAUGUUCUCUAUUAAACUCUUUAAUAGCGCUAAAUUUAAUUUAUAAACCAUCGGAUUUUCAUAUCAUUGAUAAAAUUUUUAAUAUUUUAAACUUACGUCUCGAGUUAAACCCAAAAAAAGAAAAAGAUACCCAUCUGAUAGAAUUCCUACUCUGUAUAGGUUUAAACGAAUAUAUUGAUGAUAAACCUAAUUUUUAUUAUAAUUUGAUCAAAUGUUGUGGGAAUUUUAUCAAUGUUAUUAAUAUAUUGGAUAACGAUUCUUCUUUGAAAAUCAUUCUUCCAAUAUUAAAUGAGUUAUGUCAGUCAAAUAAAUUAGAUAAUAUUAUACCCUUGAAUGACUCUAAUGAUUUUAAUUUUUUGAGAAAUUUUUUGAAAUUUUUAAAUCCAGUUUUAUCAUUAAAUGAUUUUGAUAUUUCAAAUCCAAUUAUUGAACUAUUACUAAAGUUCAUAAAUCAAUUGCUCUUUGUCAAUAUAAAUAUAAAGCAUUUGAGAAAUUUAAAACAGUUGAAUUUAAAAAUUGAAUUCAUUCUAAUUUUGAAAAAUUGGUUUUCUGGUAAUCCUAACUUAAUUAGAAUAUUUUAUCCACUUUUGAUUACAAAUUUUUGGAAAUUGAUCAGAUAUAUUGAUCAUUUAAAAUGUAAAAUUAAAAAUAAUGAAAAUAUAACAGAAUAUUGUGAAAAUCAAUUGAAACAACUGUUCAAAUAUAUUUCACGUUGUAUUAAUGACAUAUUCAAUUAUAACGAUAAAACCGAUAUUGAAUUGAUAGAUUUAAUCUUUAAAUUGUUCCUACAAACAGCUUCAAUCUCAGAUCAAUUGAUGUUAAAUGAAGUAUCUUACGAUUUUUAUUCACAAUCAAUUACACUCUAUGAAGAAUAUAUUGUUGAUUCUACCCCGCAAUUCCAAGCAUUAAUUUAUUUAAUACAAUCAUUACAAAAAACAAGAUCGUUGUAUUCAGAGGAAAAUUAUUAUAACAUUCUAAUAUUAAAGUGUAUUUCCCAUUCAACUAAAUUGUUGAAGAAAAAUGAUCAAUGUAGGGCAGUAUACUAUUGUUCACAUUUAUGGUGGCAAACAGAAAUAUCGUCAAUUGGUGAAAAUGAAGAGUUGACAAAGUUUGACAACAGAAAUGGUAAAAGGGUGCUGGAGUGUUUACAACGAUCUUUAAGAGUUGCGGAUUCGAUAAUGGAUAAUGUUCUAAGUUGUGAAUUAAUGAUUGAAAUUUUAAACAGGUGUUUGUAUUUUUUCAUUCCUUCCAAUUCAAAUUAUGAUUCUACGAUUUCAAUAAAUUAUAUUAAUGGGUUGAUAGAAUUGAUAAAAGUCAAUUUGAAUUCGUUGAAAUUGCAAGAAUCAACAAUUGAGAAUAAUCAAUUUGAUAGCCGGAUAUCAGCCUCUUCGCCAUCUUCAAGAGGUUUGGAUAUUGUUGAAGAUUGUGUCAUCUCUGUAGACGGUAACUUUAUUGAAUAUAACAAGAAUUUCAAUAAGAAUUCCGCUUCAUUGAGUAAAACAAACCAAUUGCUUCAAGUGCCUCUUUCUCAUUUUAAUAGAACUUGUGAAUAUAUAAUUGAACAACGAGAUAUUGAUGAAAGGUUCACAAUGAUAAUAAUAUGA
Vanderwaltozyma polyspora DSM 70294 is the source of this 2616-nucleotide messenger RNA. RefSeq names its product vacuolar protein sorting-associated protein 35. Bases 1 to 2616 code for a protein of 871 amino acids. Gene Ontology annotation, biological process: retrograde transport, endosome to Golgi; intracellular protein transport. The transcript has a single exon. Gene Ontology annotation, cellular component: retromer, cargo-selective complex; retromer complex; late endosome. The record is from RefSeq and is a predicted model, not a curated record. Lineage: Eukaryota; Fungi; Ascomycota; Saccharomycetes; Saccharomycetales; Saccharomycetaceae.